This is a messenger RNA of Camellia sinensis, 702 nucleotides long. The record is from RefSeq and is a predicted model, not a curated record. NCBI's taxonomy places the organism in Eukaryota, Viridiplantae, Streptophyta, Magnoliopsida, Ericales, Theaceae.
AUGGUUAAUUAUUUAACAGAACCAAGUGUAGAGCCUCUGAUAAUGAAGUACGAGGCAAUGUAUGUAGAGAUGGGUCCUAGUUGGAUGGACACCAUAGUUGUGUUUCUCAGAGAGGGAAGACUGCCAGAUGAACGAAAAGAGGCGCACAAAACCUGGUUGAAGUCGGUCAGGUUUUGCUUAUCAGCAGAAGGACACCUGUACAUGAGAUCCUUUACUAGACCUUUAUUGCGAUGUGUGCGCCCCUCUCAAGUAAAGGACUUUUUAUAUGAGAUCCAUGAAGGAGUUUGUGAGAGCCAUGCAGGGGGCAGGUCACUUGUCCAUAGAGCUAUAUCCUAUGGAUAUUGGUGGCCAUAUAUGCAGAAGGAUGUCGAAGCCUUUGUUAAGAAGUGUGAGAAGUGUCAAAGGCUUGGGAUCCCAAGGGCCAUCAUAGCAGAUAAUGACACCCAAUUUGAUAGUAAAUUGAUCAAGAGCUUUUGUGCAAAGCACAAGAUUAAGAACUAUUACUCUAUUUCCAGUUUUUCCCAGAGUAAUGGUCAGGCAAUAGCGUCCAACAAGUCCUUCUUGGAUGGAAUCAAGAAGAGGCUAGAAGCAGCCAAGGGAAAGUGGGUGGAAGAAUUGCCUAAUGUAUUGUGGGCAUAUCGGACUCCACCGCGAAGAUCAACUGGGGAGAUUGAACAGUCUUAUGAUGAUGUUUCCGAAUGA